UGUAACACUUAAAAUUCCUGUAAAGAAUUAACAAAUCAGCAAAAUGGGCGAACAGGCUGAAAAUUUGAACUAUGACUGCAACUACAACAUGUUCCUGGCCAAAAUAAUGCUCUCCAGUCUCCCCAGAUCCGAAGACAGACAAAAGGCGGUUAAAUGGAUGAAGAAACUGACGACGUGCAAUAGAUCCUUGGAGGAAAUGAAGCUCCGAAACGAUUUUAUGUACUAUUUGGUCGUUAAUAUUCAGCAAGGAGAGCUCCAUCCGCCUUUCACGGAAAACCCCCCACCUAGUCCCCUGCCGAAUAUAGCCCACCUUUUGCCAGGAGGAGUGGCGGCACCGGCUGACGUAGACGACAUGAACGAUCCAUCUUCAGGGGGUGCGAGUGGCGGAGGAAAGAAACCCAUGCUGUACGAGCACUCUCCGGACGGGGGGGCCUUCUUGGCCGCCCAGCCGGUACCCAGAUGCGGGGCCUUCUGUUACCUAGCCGUCGUAGCCCGAGAACCGAACAGAGAUUAAUCAACGCAGAGAUUCUUAUUGAUACAAUU
Messenger RNA from Anoplophora glabripennis (Asian longhorned beetle), 543 nucleotides. RefSeq lists its product as uncharacterized. The transcript has 3 exons. The record is from RefSeq and is a predicted model, not a curated record. NCBI's taxonomy places the organism in Eukaryota, Metazoa, Arthropoda, Insecta, Coleoptera, Cerambycidae. Bases 44 to 514 code for a protein of 156 amino acids.